Molecule: messenger RNA, 2334 nt
Organism: Mobula hypostoma (lesser devil ray)
Lineage: Eukaryota; Metazoa; Chordata; Chondrichthyes; Myliobatiformes; Myliobatidae
Product: dynein light chain Tctex-type 5
Exons: 2
Coding region: 230-931 (233 amino acids)
Biological process (GO): microtubule-based movement
Cellular component (GO): cytoplasm; cytoplasmic dynein complex
Molecular function (GO): dynein intermediate chain binding
Source: RefSeq, a predicted model, not a curated record
GGAGAAUCAUUAUGACUUUUUUUUACAGUUUGCAGCAUGAAGAGACCUGAUAAUAUCCCCAUGGAAGUGUAAAACAUUGUUAAAAGCCAGAGGUUUCAGCAGCACUGCCUCCAGUGUGGUCAUUGCAGUAAGGACGCUUUCAAAGAAAUCGUAAUUCUGUUUUAACUUGGAUUGCAGAAAGUAAUCAGAGAUCUUACAUUUUCUGUGUAGGGUCAACAUACUCUUCAAUAUGACAACUAAGCACAUGCCUUUAUCUCAAGAAACCUUAGCUAAAUUCAAUCAAACUCUGACUGAAGAUGGUUUGGAACCACGGCCUCGUGCAACCUCUAUUUCUACCCGUAGAAGUUCUCAGACAAUGGAUAUUCACGCUGGCAAACAUUAUCCACAUUUGAAGAAUGCAGAAGGAAGAGCACAUAUGUCGUCCAGAAAGAGCUCCGUUAUAAGCAAUGUGAAUAUACCAUUUUCUCGUAAAGGCUCUUUGCUGCUGGGCAAAAGGCACUCCAUGAGCUGGAUGACCUCUGGUCAAGUCAGUUUCUCUGGACUGCCUCUGUACCAACCUAUCAGAGAAGUAAGCUACGAAAACACAUACAAAGUUCAACCAGAUGAAGGCUGCAAGUUUAAUGCCACCAAAGUCCAAAAGAUCUUGGAGGCCAUUCUUCCAAGCUACCUGGCUGACAAUAAAUACAAUCCUGUAACAUCUGUGCAGCUGGUGCAGAGUUUAACAGACCACAUCAGAUUGAAGGUGAAGGAUAUCAAUGCCCCUAGAUAUAAGCUGGUAUGCAAUGUGGUGCUGGGCCAACUCAAUGACCAGGGAAUGCAAAUUGUCAGUCGUUGUCUGUGGGAUACAUCGACUGACAAUUAUGCGACAGCCACUUUCAAAAACUCCUCACUUUUUGCUGUUGCAACUGUAUAUGGCUUAUACUUUGAAUAACUAAUUUAUCUGAAUGUACAAUCAUGCCUAAAAGAAUAUUUACAGAGUGAUUUACUCAGUCAGAUAAAACAUAAUCCUAUAGCUGAAAAUCAGUAUUUAAUUUUUAAUUUAAUUAUUUCCAUAUUAAAUAUUACUUAUGAUAGUUGCUUUGUUAUGCAGAAAUCACUAGAAGAGGACAGUCAUGUAGAGGCUCCAUUUGACAGAUGAUAUAUACAACACUAUUAGAACUCACCCAUUACUCAACACUUCCCCUGAAGAAACAAAGGUGGAAGAUUUAGAAGAGAACUUAUCCUACAUAUCUUGAGUUGUUUCCAAGCCCAAGAAUGACAAUGAGGUAAACCUGAAAACAAAUUGCCAAAUCCUUCCUUGGACGGAAAAUGUUUAGUUAUCGAGGGAGGGGCGACUUAGUUGGUGCAUAGGCACCUGUGCAUAAUUCCUUGCAACUUAAUUCGUAUUUUAUCAUUUGCUCAUGACAAUCAAAUUCUUAGACGCACUAGACGCUAUGGCCAAAAAUUAAUUCAGUUUUUGUUAAAAGCCAAAGAAACAAGCAAGUAACCUUAUUUUGACAUUUACAAAAUCAAGAUACAAUUAUCAAUCACUAGAAAAUAGUCACUGGCUUAAGGUAACUUUUUCUCCAUUUUCUCAUUUCUUGCAAUAGAUUAAUCUUUUGAUAGGUUAUUUUUGGCACUUUCAUUUAGGUUGACAUAAUGGAAGCCUAACUUUCCAGCCUUGCUGCUCUCUUUGCCAACAUACUGCUUAUUUUCCCGAAGCAUUUUAAUGGAGGAGUUCCACCAUACAAUCUCCCAGUUAACUUACAGAUGCUUUGCCUUCUAAUUUUCAGUAUCUUUGCUUACACGUGAUGAUAAGCAAAAUACCAAGGGUGAGUGAUUGAUAUAAAUAUUUAGUCCCAAACACUAGAAAUGUUCAUAUUUUGCUAAAUGUACCUGUAAGUCUACUAAAUGCUAGACUAGACUUCAAUAGUGAAAUUAUGAGGAAAGGGCACAAACUAGUUAGUAGUUGCUAGAAUUUAAAAAAAAAGCUUAUGGUGACAUUUGGUUGAAGUAUGCAAAAUUUUAAGGGGGUCUGAUUGGGAGAUGGAUAGUCAAAAACUAUUUCUACUGGUUAGGAAGUGUUGAACUGAGGAGCACGUAAUGAAAUAUGUUCAUCCAUCAACUCAUGCAAUCCAAUAAGUAGCCUUAAGGAUUGGUGGGAUUUGACUUUAGAUCUUUUAAUUAUUAUACCUAUAUUUUAAUUACAUAAUAUACAUUUAGUGUAUAGAGAAAGUUUGGUUCCAGAAUUUAAUGAUUAAUAAUAAAGAAAGAAUUAGAGAUUGCAUGACGAUGGUGUAUAAACAAACAUAUCUACUGUGUUUACUGAUGCUGUGUUAAUAAAGGGUUUUUUUC